Molecule: messenger RNA, 762 nt
Organism: Lentinula edodes (shiitake mushroom)
Lineage: Eukaryota; Fungi; Basidiomycota; Agaricomycetes; Agaricales; Omphalotaceae
Exons: 3
Coding region: 1-762 (253 amino acids)
Source: RefSeq, a predicted model, not a curated record
AUGACAGAGAACAUUAUCGUGUUUUAUGACAUACCCUUAGCGGAGCCCAACAUUUGUUGGUCGCCAAAUACGUGGAAGACACGAUACUCCCUUAACUUCAAAGGUCUUGCUUAUAGAACAGAAUGGAUUGAAUACCCCGACAUCGAAGCCCUCUGUAUCAAGAUCGGCGCAGCCCCGACGGACGUUAAACCUGACGAAUAUACCCUCCCCGUAAUCUACGACCCAUCCACAAACAAAGCCAUAUCGGAUUCAUUCAACAUCGCUCAAUAUCUCGACACCACAUACCCUGAUACCCCACAACUUAUUCCCCCAGGAACCCGAGCAUUACAGUCCGGUUUUACUCAAUACGUGAACUUGAGGGUUAAAUCUAUUCUAGGACAGUUCGUUCGUCCGGUUGUAUUUCAGAGACUUCCGUUUGGAAAAAGUCAGGAAUAUUUCCGGCGCACUAGGGAGGCUUUGUAUAAUGUAAAAAUUGAAGAGUGGGCUCCUCAGGGAGAGGAUCGUGCGCGAGAGUGGAAGAGACUUCGGAGGGCGUUGAUAUCGUUAGACGGACAUUACAGGGAAGCGAAAGAAGAAACUGGUGGUGAUUUCUUAUGCGGGGUCGAUCCAUCUUUCGUGGAUUUUGCUUUAGCAGGUAUUCUUCAGUGGAGCAAACACAUCCUUGGAGCAGAGAGUGAAGAGUGGAAUGAUAUCUUGAGCUGGCAGGAAGGGAAUUGGGCGAAUUUUAUGAGUAGAUUGGAAGGAUAUGCCGUGGUUGCUUGA